Molecule: messenger RNA, 540 nt
Organism: Periconia digitata
Lineage: Eukaryota; Fungi; Ascomycota; Dothideomycetes; Pleosporales; Periconiaceae
Source: the annotation of a GenBank genome assembly
AUGCUCCCACCAACCCUGAUAUCGCUUCUCCUCCUCUCCCUCUCCACCCACGCGACCACCGCCUCGCCCUCGCCUGCCAUCGUCCUCGACGAUUACAUCCACCUAAUGCCGCACAACACGCUCUUCUUCCGGCGGCAGGCCUCGCCCUCGAACCUGCAAACGUUUACGCAAAGCCUAGGCGGUGUAUCUGCUCUGCCCAUCACAUCGAGCGGCAACGCGGAGCGACCCUUUGAAGUCGACGGCGACACGUUCAACGAUUUCGCGACCGCCGCGCAGAGGAGCUGCGAUCGACAGGCGAAUGCGUGCAGUAAAGCUGCGAAUGACGGCGGGAAUAAAGAGUUUAAAGUUAAUGAUUGUGACCAGCAGAAGAAUGCUUGUAACGACGCGCAAAAGAGCGCAACAGUCACGAGUUUCGGCCAAGCAGAUGCCAACGCUGGUGGAGGCGGAGGUAACAACAACAACGGCGCAGGCGUCAUCGCAUCUACGAAUAUUGGUCCCGAUCCGCAGUUCCCUGAUUUCGACCUCAUCUGCGACGCGUGA